Molecule: messenger RNA, 3564 nt
Organism: Rhodofomes roseus
Lineage: Eukaryota; Fungi; Basidiomycota; Agaricomycetes; Polyporales; Fomitopsidaceae
Product: exoribonuclease 2
Exons: 14
Coding region: 1-3564 (1187 amino acids)
Biological process (GO): nuclear-transcribed mRNA catabolic process
Cellular component (GO): nucleus
Molecular function (GO): zinc ion binding; RNA binding; 5'-3' RNA exonuclease activity
Source: RefSeq, a predicted model, not a curated record
AUGUUUUGUCGAGACUGGGAUUGGAGAGGUGUUCCGGCAUUGUUUCGCUGGCUGAGUAAAAAGUAUCCGAAGAUCAUUCUGCCAGUGGUCGAAGAAGACGAGGUGAAGGUCCCGGACAGCGAGGGCAUUGAGGUUGCUGUGCCCGUCGAUAUCUCCCGGCCUAACCCCAAUGAAGUAGAGUUUGACAACCUCUACCUCGAUAUGAACGGCAUUGUCCACCCGUGCACGCAUCCUGAGGGGAAGCCUGCCCCGGAAACUGAAGAGGAAAUGAUGCUUGAGAUCUUCCAGUAUACUGAACGCGUAGUCAACAUGGUCCGUCCGCGCAAGCUGCUCUUCAUGGCCAUCGACGGUGUUGCACCACGAGCGAAGAUGAAUCAGCAGCGGUCCCGUCGGUUCCGGUCCUCUCAGGAGGCAAAGGAGAAAGAGGAGGCACGGAAGGAGGCAGUCGCUAUGUGGGAAGCUAUGGGCAAGACACUUAGCGAAGACGAGAAGAACAAGAAGUCGUGGGAUUCCAACGCCAUCACGCCGGGAACACCUUUCAUGGACUUGCUUGCUUCCUCUUUGCGCUACUGGGUAGUGCAGAAGAUGAACACAGAUCCCGGCUGGAAAGAGAUACAAGUCAUCAUUUCUGAUGCUGGCGUGCCCGGAGAAGGGGAGCACAAAAUCAUGGACUUCAUUCGGCGUCAACGGGCAAACCCUGGUCAUGACCCGAAUACACGGCACGUAAUCUACGGACUGGAUGCGGAUCUGAUCAUGCUGUCUUUAGCCACUCACGAGCCACACUUUAGGGUAUUGCGAGAAGAUGUCUUCUCUCAGUCCGGGAGUGCGACUGCUUGCCGUAUCUGUGGCCAAGAAGGGCAUUACGCCGCUCAAUGUACGGGCACCAAAGCAGAGGUGCAAAACAAGCCUGUCGAGAAGAAACCGUUCAUCUUCCUCGAUGUUGCUACGCUGCGCGAAUAUCUCGAAGCAGAACUUCGCGUGUCAAACGCACCUUUUCCAUUCAACUUAGAACAGGCCAUCGAUGAUUGGGUCUUCCUCAUCUUCUUCGUGGGGAAUGACUUCCUGCCUCACUUGCCAUCGCUUGAGAUCAGGGAAGGUGCGAUCGAUACGUUGCUCAAAAUCUGGAGAGAAGAGCUUCCGCGGAUGGGCGGUUAUCUGACCAAUCAUGGUCAAGUCGAGCUCUCGAGAGCAGAGAUCAUCCUCGAGGGUCUCGCUAAGAGAGAAGAUGACAUCUUCCGGCGUCGACGUGAAGCUGAGGAACGUCAGGAACAGAAUACCAAACGCCGUAAAAUCGAAAGGGACAUGGCUGCUAACGGCGCGGGGCCGUCGGCUUCGUUGAAUCUCACUGCUACACCUAUCGCGCCUGCUACACCACCUACGGCUUCCGCUCCUAUGCACCACCCUCUUCCCCCUAAACCUACGAACUCAGACAGCAUUGGCAUGGGCGGGCCAAAAGACGCCGAGUCCGCUUUACAUGCUCCUACAGCGGCCCAGGCGUUGGCCGGCUCGAAUCGUGACGUCGUCGCGAAUAGACGCGCCAUCCGUAUGGCCAACAUGAGUGCUGCUGAGAUGCUGAAGGCUGAGCUCGCCGGCCUGCAGCCGUUGAAACCGAAGUCGACGAAAUCCCCUCCUGCUGUCACGAAGCCUGAUUCUACGACUCCUGCCGCCUCUGUCUCUGCUCCUGCCGCUCCGCCUGCGUCCCUGCCUACCCAGCCUGACAUGAAGAUUGACGAAGAGGAUGUCCCUGGAUUGGGCGCGCCUACUAGCCCAGAGUUCGAGCCCGAUCCCGCCGCUGUCCCGAACAGCGAGACGCUCGCGCAAAGCGAUGAGAUGGAUGCUGACGGCAUUCCGGACCCAUCUGUCCAGUCGGAAGAAUUCACUAUGUCUGUUGAUGACGGCCCCCGAGGGCGCAAACGUAGCAUUGAUGACGUCGAGGCGGAUGAAGUGCCUGAGGAUCUCGGAGACGAGGACGAGGAUGAUGCUCCUGUAUCGACGUCGUUGACUAUGAAAGUCAACGCUGACGGGACUGUUGAGCAGGAGGAUGUUGUGAAGCUGUGGGAACCGGGCUACAAGGAACGGUACUACCAGCACAAGUUUGGCGUUGAGCAUAGCGAUGCCAACUUCAGAAAAGAGAUCACUACCCGAUACAUGGAAGGGUUAGCCUGGGUUCUGCAAUACUACUACCAAGGGACGCCCUCCUGGCAGUGGUAUUAUCCCUUUCACUUCGCACCCUUCGCGGGCGAUUUUGAGGAGGUAAGACACACGCAAAUCGACUUCAAGCUCGGUCAACCGUUCAAGCCGUUCGAGCAAUUGAUGGGUGUCUUCCCUGCUGCUAGUCGCAUGCACAUCCCUGAAGCCUUCCAUCAUCUCAUGACUGAGGAGACAUCUCCUAUCAUCGACUUUUACCCUCCCAGCUUCGAGGUCGACAUGAACGGCAAGAGAAUGCUGUGGCAGGGUGUCGCACUGCUUCCCUUCAUCGACGAGAAGCGUCUACUUGGUGCAAUGGCCGAGCAUUAUCCCAAGAUCACUGACGACGAAAAGCGUCGCAACAGGUGGGGUAACGAUGUUAUGUUCGUUUUCGAGGAUCAUACGUUAUAUCCAUCACUCGAGGCAUUGUAUGGCAAGCGCGAUAAGAACGAGCCUAUGCCAAUCGACGUCAAGGCCAGCAAGGGCAUCAGCGGCAGCUUACUGCCCAAUCCUGAUUGUAUCCCCGGGUCGCACUAUUACUCCCCAUUAACCAGCGUAAAUUUGCCUGACAUCAAGGGCGAUCGAUCCCUCUCCGCUCUCUACUUCUUCCCGAAGCAGUUGACGCCGCAUCGUUCCGUCCUGCUUCCGGGUGUCCGACGACCGCGACCUGUCCUCACCGAAGAGGACAGAGAAAGCGCUAAGCGGGGUGGUCGCGGCCGCGGACGAGGCGGCUACGACAACCGUGCUACUCUACGCGGCAUGUCCCAUGGCUCCAAUGGCCGUGACCACGGUGGACGUAACGACUACCGGGACGGGUCUUCGCAUCGCGGGUCCUCAUACCAGGGAGGCUACUCGAAUGGCCCAUCUAAUCAGUCGUACUCAUCCUACUCGAAUCCGUCCUACAACUCUCGCGGUGGCUCCGGCACUGGCUAUGGAGCGCCCCGAAGCAGGGGUGGACCUAGAGGCCGUGGUGGCUACGACUCGGGCAACUCGUAUGGAGGCAACUACGGUAAUGGUGGAGGAUACGGUGCAGCCAACGGCCGAGGCGGUGGCUACGGAGGCAGAGGUGGUUAUAGAGGUUACAGCGGCGGUGGCGGUGGUAGCGGCGGUUACGGAGGAAGCGGAGGAGGGUAUGGCGGGUCCGGCAGCAAUGGCUACGGAGGCUAUGGCACUGGUGGUGGCUAUCCUGCAAACAAUGGCUACGCUGCUGGAGGAGGAGGCUACGGUGGUUAUGGCGGUGGUGCCGCCGCCGCCGGUGGUGAUGGUGGUGGUUAUGGAGGUGCCCCGCAGAAUGGCUAUGGUUCGUAUGGUGGCGGCGGUGGCGCUCACAACCGUGGAGGUGGAUUCAACUCUCGCGGACGAGGGAGAGGCUAUUGA